CAACCCGCCCAACAGACAGGGGGCGCAGGUCCGUCUGCUCCGCCUCGGCCCAAGACCUGCGGCCGCUCCUAGCGCCGGUGCCGCCGAGUCCCGAUCUGGGGCCUUGUCCUCGCGUCAAUGGCUGUCUUCGCAAGCGCUGCGCUCCGGGGACUGACGCGCUCCGUGCCCGUGCUGAGACCGACUUCUUGGUGGCUGUCACAAAGGAGCCAGCACUUGACCCCUGUGGAUGAUGAGCUGUUCCAGAAGACCACUAUCACUUUGCUGGAGAAAGAUUCACCCCACAUUAUGUACAUAGACACCUAUAGCCCCCGGGGCUUUACUGUCAAUGGCAACCGCGUUGUGGGGCCCUGUGCCUUGGUCCCCAACUCUGUCAUGCAGUGGAAUGUGGGGAGCCAUCGGGACAUCACAGAAGAGAGCUUCUCCCUUUUCUGGAUGUUGGAACCUCGAAUUGAAAUUGUGGUGGUGGGCACUGGCGAUCACAUGGAAAAGCUGCAGCCCGAGAUUUUGAAGGCUAUGAGGAAGCGUGGAAUUGCUGUUGAGGUCCAGGACACGCCCAAUGCCUGCGCCACCUUCAACUUCCUGUGCAACGAGGGUCGGAUAGCUGGUGCUGCCCUCAUCCCCCCGCCUGGAGGCUCACCUGCUGCAGCCCCAUCCUCACACGUAGAAUAAACUGCUCCUAAUCUCACUUGUUGGUUGUUCGGUGUCUCCAGGAGGAGGCUGUUCUUUUCCUUCUCUUAUAACAAAUAGCCCUAGAU
Sarcophilus harrisii (Tasmanian devil) is the source of this 755-nucleotide messenger RNA. It is a transcript of the gene NDUFAF3, whose product is annotated as NADH:ubiquinone oxidoreductase complex assembly factor 3. Gene Ontology annotation, biological process: mitochondrial respiratory chain complex I assembly. The record is from RefSeq and is a predicted model, not a curated record. The transcript has 5 exons. Bases 118 to 669 code for a protein of 183 amino acids. NCBI's taxonomy places the organism in Eukaryota, Metazoa, Chordata, Mammalia, Dasyuromorphia, Dasyuridae. Gene Ontology annotation, cellular component: mitochondrial inner membrane.